AUGACUGACACAAAGAAGAUUGUUGUUUUGGGCGGCGACCACGUCGGCCCCGAGGUCACUGCCGAAGCAGUCAAGGUCUUGAAGGCGGUUGAAGCUGCUAGUAAGGGUAAAUUUGCCUUUGACUUCCAAGAACACCUCAUUGGCGGUGCUGCAAUCGAUGCUACAGGUGACCCUCUUCCUGACGCUUCGCUUGAAGCAGCAAAGGGAGCAGACGCUGUUCUUCUCGGCGCUGUUGGUGGUCCUAAAUGGGGCACCGGAAGCGUUCGUCCCGAGAUGGGUCUGCUCAAAAUCCGGAAAGAACUCAAUCUGUACGCCAACCUGCGUCCCUGCAACUUUGCUGCUGAGGACCUGCUCAAGCUGAGUCCAUUGAAAGAGGACAUUGUGCGAGGCACUGAUAUUCUGGUGGUCCGUGAGCUUGUUGGCGGUAUUUACUUUGGCGAGCGUGCCGAGGAUGAUGGCUCUGGCGUCGCUUGGGACACCGAAAAGUACUCGGUUGACGAGGUCGCCCGAAUCACCCGCAUGGCUGGCUUUUUGGCCCGUCAAUCCAACCCCCCUCUGCCCGUGUGGAGUCUGGACAAGGCCAAUGUGCUUGCAUCAAGCCGUUUAUGGCGUAAGACUGUGACCGAAGUCAUGGAAAAAGAGUUCCCCGAGCUGACCCUCCAGCACCAGCUCAUCGACUCGGCAGCUAUGAUUCUCAUCAAGAACCCCACUCAGCUCAAUGGCAUCGUUAUCACUUCCAAUAUGUUUGGUGACAUCAUUUCGGAUGAAGCCUCGGUUAUUCCUGGAUCUUUGGGUCUUCUGCCCUCGGCCUCUCUGUCCAGCUUGCCUGACACCAACACUGCGUUCGGUCUUUAUGAGCCCUGCCAUGGAACUGCUCCUGACUUGCCGGCGAAUAAAGUCAAUCCAGUGGCCACGAUUCUUUCUGCCGCCAUGAUGCUUCGUCUGUCCUUGAAUUUGACCAAACAGGCCGACGCCGUCGAGCAGGCUGUCCGUAACGUUUUGGGCAAAGGCAUCCGCACCGGCGACUUGGGCGGAUCCAAUUCUACUACUGAUGUAGGAAACGCGGUGGCUGAGGAGGUCACCAAACUUUUGAGCUAG
Wickerhamiella sorbophila is the source of this 1098-nucleotide messenger RNA. Its product is annotated as 3-isopropylmalate dehydrogenase. The coding region runs from base 1 to 1098 and encodes 365 amino acids. Gene Ontology annotation, molecular function: NAD binding; 3-isopropylmalate dehydrogenase activity; magnesium ion binding. NCBI's taxonomy places the organism in Eukaryota, Fungi, Ascomycota, Dipodascomycetes, Dipodascales, Trichomonascaceae. Gene Ontology annotation, cellular component: cytosol. Gene Ontology annotation, biological process: L-leucine biosynthetic process. The transcript has a single exon. The record is from RefSeq and is a predicted model, not a curated record.